AUGCAAAAGGCGAUCCCAAAAUACCACCCCGUCGCUACAUCUGCAGCGGCUGAGACAGUUAAAAGACAUAAAAAGCCAGCUAAUGCCGUGUUUUGGGCAGGAUGGUUUUGUCCAUUCACACAACGUUCUUGGGUUGUACUAGAAGAGCUUGGCAUCACUUAUCAGUAUAAGGAAGUCAAUCCUUAUCUUAAAGAGGCAUCGUUUCUAGAAAUCUCACCAAAGGGAUUAACCCCCGGACUUCAGGUAAAUGGCAAGCCGCUUCAUGAUUCUAUUAUCAUCAACGAGUUCUUGAAUGAAGAAUACGGGUCCAGCAAAUUGAUGCCGGAAAGGCCCUACCAAAGAGCCAUUGCUAGGCUUUGGAUUGAGUACAUUAAUAAAGAGGUUGUUCCGGCAUUCUUUCGACUAUUACAAGCGCAGCCAAGCGAGCCUGAAAAGCAAGCAUCUGCUCUGACAGACUUCAAAAACUUACUCUCAACGGUCUCCAAAGAAUUUAAAGAUCCAUAUUUCUUUGGAGAGCAGUUCAGUCUCGUAGACACAGCUAUCGCUCCCUGGGCUGUGAGGGACUUUAUCGUUCGAGAGUUUCGAGGAUUUGUUCGUGACGAGAUUCAGGGGUGGAGUGCUUGGGAGUCUUCGUUGGAGGCGCGAGAAAGUGUUGUGCGAACUACAAGUUCACUAGCUUUCACAAGGAUAAGCAUGUCGUCUCAGGAAGGAAGACCGCCUUACCCACCGUUCACGGCUGAAACAGCGCAGAAGAAGGUCAAGGCAGCCCAAGAUGCAUGGAAUACCAGAAAUCCCGAUGGCGUAAAAAUGGCUUACACGCCGGACUCAAUCUGGCGCAACCGUGACCAGUUCCUGCAGGGUAGAGACGCCAUCAAGGAGUUUUUGACCAAGAAGUGGAAGAGAGAAAACGGUUACCGACUACGGAAGGAACUUUUUGCUUUUACGGAGAACAAGAUUGCUGUGCAAUUUUGGUAUGAGUGGUGCGACGAGGCGGGCCAGUGGUGGCGGACGUAUGGUCUUGAAGACUGGACGUUUGCGGAGAACGGAUUGAUGAGAAAACGACAGAUGAGCGGUAAUGAUGUUAAGAUUUCUGAUGAUGAGCGGUGGUUUAAAGACGGCGUCGAUGUAAAUGAGGUGGACAUCUCUGAGAAACAUUGGUAG
Trichoderma aggressivum f. europaeum is the source of this 1161-nucleotide messenger RNA. RefSeq lists its product as uncharacterized. Gene Ontology annotation, molecular function: glutathione transferase activity. The record is from RefSeq and is a predicted model, not a curated record. The transcript has 4 exons. Gene Ontology annotation, cellular component: cytoplasm. Bases 1 to 1161 code for a protein of 386 amino acids. NCBI's taxonomy places the organism in Eukaryota, Fungi, Ascomycota, Sordariomycetes, Hypocreales, Hypocreaceae.